CGCCGCUCCUGCUCCUCCCGCUCCUCCCCCCGCGGAACAUUCCUGUCCGCGGCUCCACACGGCAGCGGAACGCGGCGGAGACUCGACGGACUCGGACUCCUCAUGACUCUUUCCAAGGACACAUCAAUGUUGGGUCGCGGUGUGAAGCGGAAGUGGAGCAGCGUGGAGGAGCUGGAGGCCGAGGUGGUGCCUGACGCCUCGGCGAUGGAGGACGGGGAGGCGGCGGCGGCGGCGGGGGGGCGGCGGCGCGUCCGGACCCCCGCCCCCCCGCAGCAGCGCCAGCUGGUGCUCGGCCUCUGCCUGCAGAAGCUGCAGCGCUACCAGGCCGGCGUGGAGCUGAGCCUGCGCCGCUCCGUGCUGCUCAUCAACACGCUGCGGCGGAUCCAGGACGAGAUGCGCGGCGACGGCGGCGCGGCGGGCGGCGCCCCCGACGUGCUGCUGGGCGCCGUCCGCCCGGACUCCCGCCUCCUGGGCGACGACUUCAGGGAGGACGUGUCGGUCACCUGCCCCGGCUGCGCCGAGGGGGAGGCGCCCACCGAGCCGCCCCCUCAGGAGGCGUGCGCCCCGCCCGAGCAGAGACCCCCGCCCGCCGCCUUCAGCGAGGCGGUGAGCGCCAUGGGCUACCUGGGCGACAUCGCCCUGGACGACAUCUUCGAGGACAUCGACACGUCCAUGUACGAGACGUCGGACCUGCCCUCGGCGUGGGCGGCGGGCCCGCUGUGGCCCGUCAGCGUGUCGCUGUGGCCGGACGACGACCCGAAGCGGGGCGCCGCCCCGGCGGGGGGGCUGCAGGCCUGCCUGACGGACCUGAACGAGCUGGACCACAUCAUGGAGAUCCUGGUCAAGUCCUGAUCCUCCCGCGCCCGGAGCCGCUCGGCCCGAGGUCCAAGGCUCCGUCUGAACGCUCACUGAAGAAGAAAACACUAAUGCUCACACACACACACACACACACACACACACACACACACCUUAACCUGCAAGUAUUUAUUAAAAAAUGAAGAAUUUAGGUCAAAAUAUCUCGUCAUAUGAGGAAAAACGUCCACCUUCAACACCGUUUCAGAGUCCAGAAAUAAUCAGCUGGUCAGCAGACCUUUAUGAGUUAGCCAAUGUUUCCCAACCUGAGGUCUGGGACCCCCUGAGGGACGAGGCAAAGGUCACGGUGUGGCCAGCCUCAGUGUGAAGGUUUAGAGAAUCAAACAUCAAACCUCUGGAACGGUUCUCAGAAACAUUCUGAGGAGGUAAAAAGAAUCCAGAUUUGAGCCACGCUCUGCUAAAAAUUUGCACUUUUUCCAACAAAAAGUUGCUUCUGCUCAAACAUUUGUUUCAAACACAAAGUGGAGAAUCUGCGGUGAGUCGAUCAGACAUGUUGAGACAAAGCCGCUGCGCUGGAAGCUUAUAAAAGCUUAUUGCAGCAUUCAGGGAGGAAGUGAAGCAACAGGACGGCGCCGGACGGCGUGCAGGUGACGCCGCCGCCGCCGCUCAGUGAACACAGACGGAACCUUGAAUCAGGGGCCGGGAGGCGGCGCCGGGUGAAAGCCCUGCGCUCAGGACAGAGGGAACCCGAGCCUCGUGCCGUCCUGUCAGACCCGGGUUGAUUAUUAAUUGAAAUGCCUUCAAUUACUUAAGAGGCCGAGCCGCCGCCGCCCGCGGGGCAAAGGGCCGGCUUCCCUUUCACUAUCAGGACCGAGCGCGGACUCAGACAUAUUUAUUACAGUGGAGGACGGACGGCGGGGGAGCAGGAGGCUUGAAACCCUUUUCCAGCCUGGACCAGCUGCUCCUCACACAUCUGGACUCCGAUAUGGAACAAAGCGUGCAAGAAGCAACCUUUCUAUUUUAUUUUAUUUCAUUUUAUUUGAACUUUUGUCCCUUCUCGGCAGCUUGUAUUUACGGUGAAUCCUCGGUGUCACAAAUGCAGCAUGAAAUCUGUCUUUUGGGGGUUUGACCGAGGCGCUGCGGGGCCGCGGUCGGCCAUCAUGGCGGUCGGGGGGGGGGGGGAAUCCACCUUCCGCCUCAGCAGCAGCAGCAGCUGCUGGUGUUGUGGGAUAGAGUUGCUACCCGGAGGCGUGAAGGAGGAAAACCGCGCGGCGGCCAAAGCUUUGGCUUCAAUAACGUUAGAAUUUGAUGUUAUUUAAAUAAUUUUGAACUGGAAGCCGUGGAAGAAGCCAUGUUCGGUCCGUUUGCACAGAUUUUAUGAAUGAACGAUCAAUGACAUGUAGACUGAGUGACUGAAGGCCAUGUGUGGAGGAAUCCUGUGCGUGCAUCAUGGCCUCCUUCCUAUACGUCCUGAAUGAGAGAGUGUGUGUGUGUGUGUGUGUGUGUGUGUGCGCCCGCUGCUGUUUAUUUGCACUCUGAACUGUAACGACCGCGCCGCAGGGUUCUGGAUCGCCCCGUGUCUCAGAGCGGUGGAUUCCGGUACGGUCCGCCUGCUGCCAUCUCUGCGGCGUCUCCAUGGCCUUCCUCUGACGGGAACAGUUUUCUACGGCAGUCUGUCUUUUUACGUGUUUCUACCUGAAGCUCCGGUCUGGUGUCCAGUGGAAGCGAGGCAGCCAGCCAAUCAGACGCUCUCUAGUGGUUUACGCCUUUUCUACCUCCUGCUGUCUGUCUGUUUCACUUUUUUCUUCUUCUUCUUUUUUUUUUUUUUUCCAACCUGCACACUCCGUAAGCCGUGACAGGAGUCCAGCGUUUCCUCCUGCAGUCAGACCAAAGCGCCCGUCCUCACCUCCAUCUCCGGCCUCUUGUCCAAAACGUGCCUUACUACUGAGUUUAUAUCCAUGCAGGGAGGGGGAGGAGGGGGGGCUGGAGCCGUGUGAGAUUCACUGAUGGACAUACAUGUAACGGGGUGCGAUGAGGUGUUAUGUAAAGCGACCACCGACCACCGUUCCUUCCUUCUUCUCUUUUCUGCUGCGCUGCAGCCGGAUGAGCUUAAUGCAGCCUGACAGGCUGACGGUGAGCGAGCGGAGGGGAGGAGGAGGAGGAGGAGGAGGAGGAGGAGGGGGUGGGAGGAAGCUGUCUGCGUCACUGGCUCGGUGGGAGGAUCCCACUGCUUGUUUUUUGCCCGGACUCGCACUCCGGCUCGACCAAUCACAGGCCGGCAGCGAGCUGCACGUCUGCAGCUCCAACAACAACUUGUUUUCUGCUCCUGCUUCACAGGCGCUCGGCUGGAAAUCAAACCACUUUCCUCUUUUCCGUCGGACACAACGUGACAGAGCUGCAGUGUUUAUUUAUAACUCAAAGUGUCUGUAAAGCACAAGCUGUAUGUUUGUCAUCGUCGUAUUAAUGUACCUGAAGGAUGACAGGAGAUGAUAAUUCAUAAUGUAUUAUAUUUUUGUGGAAUAUUUUAUAGAUUUUAUCCAAUUAUACAGUAAAAACAAAAAUCCUGACUGGUGUGUUUGAAUCUUUUUUUGUUUUCAACAAACCUGAACUCAUUAUGCAACACAACAUCCAUCC
Messenger RNA from Salarias fasciatus (jewelled blenny), 3447 nucleotides. RefSeq names its product SERTA domain-containing protein 3-like. Lineage: Eukaryota; Metazoa; Chordata; Actinopteri; Blenniiformes; Blenniidae. Gene Ontology annotation, molecular function: transcription regulator activity. Gene Ontology annotation, cellular component: nucleus. The record is from RefSeq and is a predicted model, not a curated record.